Priapulus caudatus is the source of this 507-nucleotide messenger RNA. RefSeq names its product unconventional myosin-VI-like. Bases 28 to 480 code for a protein of 150 amino acids. The record is from RefSeq and is a predicted model, not a curated record. Gene Ontology annotation, molecular function: actin filament binding; ATP binding; microfilament motor activity. Lineage: Eukaryota; Metazoa; Priapulida; Priapulimorpha; Priapulimorphida; Priapulidae. The transcript is spliced from 5 exons. Gene Ontology annotation, biological process: vesicle transport along actin filament; actin filament organization; endocytosis. Gene Ontology annotation, cellular component: endocytic vesicle; cytoplasm; actin cytoskeleton.
UCUCAGCCAGCUGGCAGUGGCUCCGGUAUGGCUUCGGUGCUCAGCCUCAUGCAGCAGGGCUACCCGUCACGCGCCCAGUUCUCUGAGCUCUAUAGCAUGUACAGACAGUACCUUCCCAAGAAGCUCGCCAACCUGCCCCCACGCAUGUUCUGCAGGGCUCUCUUCAAGGCGCGCGGACUUGACGAGGAGGACUUCCGAUUCGGACUCACGAAGGUGUUCUUCCGACCUGGAAAGUUUGCGGAAUUCGACCAGGUGAUGCGCUCCGAUCCGGAGCACCUUGCCGUGCUCGUGAAGCGUGUGGAGCGUUGGCUCGUGCGCUCGCACUGGAAGAAAGCUCAGUACUGCGCGUGGGCCGUCCUUAAACUGAAGAAUAAGAUCAGCUGGCGGCGUCAGCAGCUGAUUGUCAUACAGAAACACGUGAAAGGUUACCUCGCACGCAAGAAGCACCAGCCCAGGAUCCGCGGCGUCAUGAAGGUGUGAACGAUCAAGGCGCAGCUGGGCGGCUGC